GAGAGUGGCCAGACCUCGUGGCCCCUAGCCCAUCCAAUCAAUUUUUCUCUUCUCCAUUUCCUGCCUCCCCUUGGCUCCAUUUCUUUCUGUCCGGUCCAGGGAUCCAAUGGCAGCCUCCCUGUGGCUGCCGCAGCUCCCACCGCCACCUCUCCGCAGCUCCCUCUUCCUCCCAAGCAACCACUCUUCCUCUGCAUGUCCUCCAGUGUACACGAAGCAUGCGCCGGCUGCAGCAAGAGGAAAUCUUCUUCUCUGCAACUCUUCGGGCGCCUCUUCGUCUUCUUCUGUGGUGACCAAAGAGCAACUUCAGGUACCUUCAGAGGAAGGAUCUGAGCCUGCACUUGUUUGCUACAACUACAAGGAUGACCCCAACUUCAGGGGCUGCAAGAGUUGCGGCAGAGACGAAGUUGAGAGGGGCUGCAACGGCGAGGGGCGGAUCCAGGGAGGCAUAGCCGCCGUCCCGGGCUUGGGCUGGUGGCCGAUCAAGGCUUACCGCCCGUGCCCCGGGUUCGUCGCAUCCGGUGGCCGGUACCGGCGCCAGGGGCAAAGCAUGGACGACGUUGCAUCCGGCAGGGGAAAGAAAGUCUCUUCCGGCAAAAACAAGAAUGACAAAUAAUCCAGCCCAAGGAACUGCAGUGUUGAUAAUGGCUAAGGAGGCGGCAUCUGCAUCAGCUUCCAAAUUUUGUUUCAGAUUAGAAUCCAACAUGCAGAAAUUUAGACCGUGUAUCAAGCUCCAACAGUUUGCAUGAUCCAGUGUUCUCCUGGCAAUCACGGUUUGCCUCUUGAUUCCAAGUGCAAUAGCAACAUCGUAUUGAAAGUUGGAACAUCUGACUGUUCAAAACUUCUGGAACUGUAUUGUCCUCGGAUAGUGUAGCUUAUUUGCCUGUCUAACUAUCUACAAUGGAUCGUGAUUGCUGAUUGUCACAAGUAUUGCUCUAUUAUUACCAAAAUAUGCUGCUUUUCGUA
This is a messenger RNA of Phragmites australis (common reed), 963 nucleotides long. RefSeq lists its product as uncharacterized. Gene Ontology annotation, cellular component: chloroplast. Bases 107 to 613 code for a protein of 168 amino acids. The record is from RefSeq and is a predicted model, not a curated record. Lineage: Eukaryota; Viridiplantae; Streptophyta; Magnoliopsida; Poales; Poaceae. The transcript is spliced from 3 exons.